AUGAAAACUUUGGGUUUUGUCCUCUGUCUCCUGACAGCUGUCACUGCAUCGUGCAUCCAUGACUAUGAUUCGGCAUUACAUGGCGGCAAGUUUAGCUACACUGGACUUGGCGGUCCUUUAAACUGGCACGGCUUGGACAAAAAGCACAACAGCCUCUGCGCCAGAGGUAGGAACCAAUCGCCCAUCAACAUCGACUCCAGCAUUCAUACCGGAACUGGGCGCCUCAGUUUAUCAAUUCCAGCCAGCAUUGCCGUAUUUGAGAACCUUGGCCCUACUGUCGAGGUUACCCUACCAAAGGGCCAACUUUUUACCCGGACUGGUAAAUAUGCCUUGCAACAGUUUCAUUUUCACACUCCCAGUGAGCACCGUAUAAAUGAUGAAUAUUAUCCUUUGGAAGUCCACUUCGUCUUCAAAGAUACUGCUGACCGUAUCGCGGUCGUCGCUUUUGUAUUCGAGCUCUCCGAAAACGGAAGGGGAGAUGCUCUCUUCGAGAAUAUCUUAUCGCUAGUUCAAAACAUCGCCAUUCCUGGUAAAGCUACUAGGACCGGACGCCUGAUGUUCGGAGAUCUUGCUAGUCAUCUGGAAAGUAACCUUGCCUACGAAUACUCUGGCUCCCUUACUACACCCCCGUGCACUGAGCACGUGUCCUGGUUUAUCAGUGCUAAGCCUUUGUCUUUGAGUGUGAAGAACUACAAUGCCGUUAAACACGUCCUCAAGUUCAAUUCCCGUUAUACUCAGAACACCCCUGGUCAAGAUAACUUAUUGGAAGUGGCUGCUUGUCAAAUUCCUGCUAUCACCACUGAGUUUGAGUCUGGAAGACAAGAGUUACGAUAG
Molecule: messenger RNA, 834 nt
Organism: Penicillium nucicola
Lineage: Eukaryota; Fungi; Ascomycota; Eurotiomycetes; Eurotiales; Aspergillaceae
Exons: 2
Coding region: 1-834 (277 amino acids)
Molecular function (GO): carbonate dehydratase activity; zinc ion binding
Source: RefSeq, a predicted model, not a curated record